Calliphora vicina (urban bluebottle blowfly) is the source of this 1491-nucleotide messenger RNA. RefSeq names its product 26S proteasome regulatory subunit Rpt1 (gene Rpt1). The record is from RefSeq and is a predicted model, not a curated record. Gene Ontology annotation, molecular function: proteasome-activating activity; ATP hydrolysis activity; ATP binding. Gene Ontology annotation, cellular component: proteasome regulatory particle, base subcomplex. The transcript has a single exon. NCBI's taxonomy places the organism in Eukaryota, Metazoa, Arthropoda, Insecta, Diptera, Calliphoridae. Bases 125 to 1426 code for a protein of 433 amino acids. Gene Ontology annotation, biological process: proteasome-mediated ubiquitin-dependent protein catabolic process.
AACUCGUUUUUUUGACAAAACGCUAUUUUUGAUAGUCAUUGCGAAGCCGAAAAAAAGAAAAACAUUUUAUUGUGCAAAAAAAUUAUUAAUUGUUAAAAGUAUUUAAGAAUAACCUGAAGCAAAAAUGCCCGACUAUUUAGGAGACGAUCAACGUAAAGUUAAACACGAAGAAAAGGAGGAAAAAGAAAUCAAAUCAUUGGAUGAGGGCGAUAUUGAACUGUUGAAAACCUAUGGCCAGAGUCAGUACCACAAAUCCAUUAAGAUCAUCGAGGAAGAUAUACAAAAGGCCGUAAAGCAGGUCAAUGAGUUGACAGGCAUUAAGGAAAGUGAUACAGGUCUAGCGCCACCCGCUUUAUGGGAUUUGGCAGCCGAUAAGCAAAUAUUGCAAAAUGAACAACCUCUUCAGGUGGCAAGAUGCACUAAAAUCAUUAAUGCCGACUCAGAUGAUCCCAAGUACAUAAUAAAUGUUAAACAGUUUGCCAAAUUUGUUGUAGACUUGGCCGAUUCUGUGGCACCUACAGAUAUUGAGGAGGGUAUGCGUGUGGGAGUAGAUCGUAAUAAGUAUCAGAUUCAUAUUCCGUUGCCACCAAAAAUCGAUCCCACGGUAACUAUGAUGCAGGUUGAAGAAAAACCAGAUGUCACCUAUAGCGACGUGGGUGGCUGCAAGGAACAAAUUGAAAAAUUGCGUGAAGUAGUGGAAACACCAUUGUUGCAUCCCGAAAAGUUUGUCAACUUGGGUAUUGAACCACCCAAGGGAGUUUUGCUCUUUGGUCCCCCUGGUACCGGUAAAACUUUGUGUGCUCGUGCCGUAGCCAAUCGCACGGAUGCAUGUUUCAUUCGUGUCAUUGGUUCGGAAUUGGUACAAAAAUAUGUAGGCGAAGGUGCUCGCAUGGUGAGAGAACUUUUCGAAAUGGCACGUUCCAAGAAGGCAUGUCUGAUAUUCUUCGACGAAAUCGAUGCCAUUGGUGGUGCCCGUUUCGAUGAUGGCGCUGGAGGCGACAAUGAAGUCCAACGUACCAUGUUGGAACUUAUUAACCAAUUGGACGGUUUCGAUCCCAGAGGCAACAUUAAAGUGCUUAUGGCCACCAACAGACCCGAUACUUUAGAUCCUGCCCUUAUGCGUCCCGGCCGUUUAGAUCGUAAAGUAGAAUUCGGUUUACCAGAUUUGGAGGGGCGUUCUCAUAUCUUUAAGAUUCAUGCUCGAUCAAUGUCCGUUGAACGUGAUAUUCGUUUUGAGCUUUUGGCACGUUUGUGUCCCAACUCUACAGGUGCUGAAAUUCGUUCCGUCUGCACUGAGGCUGGUAUGUUUGCAAUUCGCGCUCGUCGCAAGGUAGCCACAGAAAAAGAUUUCUUGGAAGCCGUCAAUAAGGUCAUUAAGAGUUAUGCCAAGUUCAGUGCUACUCCUCGCUACAUGACCUACAAUUAAUUUAAUAUAAAAUCAUUCUGUAAUUAUUUUUAUUUCUAAAUAAAACCAAAUUUUCAUUGAACGAA